CCAAAAUCUCUCUCUCACUAGAAUUACUUCAUUGAUUUGUGGAAUUGGAUCAGAAGAUACCCCAGGCCUCCAUUUUUACCGGCUUUCAGGUGGCCAAUUCUUGGACUCCGUACAUUAGGUCGAUCCAUCUGAUCGAAGAAUCUUCAAGGCUAACGUAAAAUCCAUAUUGAUCCAAAAGACACGUUUUCGCCUGGUUUGAAUAUAGAUACAGAGAGAACUGCAGAUCAUCAGUUGACCAAUCGAGUUUGAAGGUCGUUUCAUAGAUGGGUAGGCAAGGGGCAAUGGCCAUGGCAGCCAUGAAGCUAAGUUUUUUUUGAAGGAAUUUAGGUUUUUUUUAUGGGUAUAUCAGUGAGCUCUGGUGCGUCUGGUAACAGUGGGUAUGUCAGGUUGUGGGAUUUGAGAAGUGGAGGGGUGGUUUGGGAAUGGAUCAAGCCUCGUUCAGUGAGGGGUGGGAGGUUUGGGGAUUCGAUGGCUCGAGAAGAGAGAGAACGGGUACAGAAAGAGAGAGGGACGGGUAGAUAGAGGAGGUAGAGAGAGAAAGCAAAUGGCUCAAGGUUAAGCCUCUUCCUGGUGCUUACACUAUCAACCUGGGCGAAGCCAUGAACGUUUUCAGCAAUGGCUACUACGAGAGUCUUGAGCACAGGGUGGUGGUGACCACAAGCCAGCACAGGUAUUCGAUGGCCAUUGUUUUUGGACCAGCAAGCCAUGUAAUGGUGGAGCCUCUAAAGGAGCUGGUAAACGAGCUCAACCCACCCAAGUUUAAAGGUUUCAUGUGGGGCAAGUUUUACAGGUUCAGGAGGAGCAGUAAGUUCUUGAAGCUGGGUGGUGAAUAUUUAGGAGCUCGCCACUUCAAGAUCAAUCAAUAAGGGACAUCCCUCUCUCUCUAAAUUAAUCAAAAGGAGGCUUCUCUUUCUCUGCCUCUCUCAUGUUUGUUUCCCUUUAUUUGUUUGUUGAGACAGUGAUAUAUCAUGUGUCUCUUUGCUUGUGUGCGCCAUUGGGUGCGUGUUUCUAAUAAACUAGUGCAAUAAAUUGCUGUUGAGACUUUUUUUUUAAUUACAAGAGUAACAAAUAUUAUUACGAUUAAAAUAUAUUACAACGAAAACUUAAAAUAAAGAACGAGAUACAAUUAUAGAUACCAAAUAAA
Amborella trichopoda is the source of this 1144-nucleotide messenger RNA. The record is from RefSeq and is a predicted model, not a curated record. NCBI's taxonomy places the organism in Eukaryota, Viridiplantae, Streptophyta, Magnoliopsida, Amborellales, Amborellaceae.